This is a messenger RNA of Sinocyclocheilus anshuiensis, 2115 nucleotides long. RefSeq names its product nucleolar complex protein 4 homolog. The record is from RefSeq and is a predicted model, not a curated record. Gene Ontology annotation, cellular component: nucleolus; Noc4p-Nop14p complex; small-subunit processome. Gene Ontology annotation, biological process: ribosome biogenesis. Bases 381 to 1997 code for a protein of 538 amino acids. The transcript is spliced from 15 exons. NCBI's taxonomy places the organism in Eukaryota, Metazoa, Chordata, Actinopteri, Cypriniformes, Cyprinidae.
AAGUGUUUUGUCCAAACAGCUGUGGCUCAAAAAAAGGUAUUUUUGUCUCACUGGAGACACUAGAAAGUGCCAUCUUUUAAAUGAAAUAAAUUCCAGAAUUUGUCCUUCACCUGAAAUCACUCGGUAAUCACAAACCGUUCUGAUUGGUCCAGCUUGAUGGGCGCAGUAAAAUGUAACUCGUAUCACGUGACGACUGCUUGAAUCAGCGCUCUUGACACCUUAAUAAUGAUUUUAAAAAGUUUAAUUGGGAAUGAUUUUGAAAAUACAGAGUGAAAAGUUCUAAUAGAUGAAUUGUCUCAAUGCGUCGUAACUGACUACCAGCUUAUUCCUUUUCUGCGGUAAACACCAGCUGACCACUAGGGGCGACCUCAUCCUUUGACAUGAACACAGCAACACAUUUUAGUGAAACAAUCAUGGCGCCGUCUACGGACAGCAACGUGAAAGGAGAAACCAGUCAGGUUUCAUAUAAGAAAGAUAUAAAUACUAAAACAGAUCGUGUUCUUCAAAACAAGAAACAUGCUAACGACAUAUUCGACGUCACUGAAUAUUUGCAGUCCGAAAAGGAUAAAGAAGUCAUUUUCGCCACCAAUGCUUGCAGUAAGAUUUUCUGUCAGUUGUUCUACAGAGGAGAUCUUUAUGUUGGUGAUCUGCCUGAAGAAGAAGAAGACCUCAUGAAGGGUGAUCGCAGUGCUGAAGAGAAGUACGGUAUAUUCAUGAGACAUCGUUACAACAACUCUGUGGAACUUCUGCUGGAAAAUAUAGGACAUAAAGCUUUCCAAGUGAAGGAGACGUCCCUGUGUGCACUGAUGAAGUUUGUUGCAGCAGAAGGCAAACACCCUCUCCAGAAUCUGGACUUGAGUGAGCACUACAACUUUCCCAGGGAGCUCUUACGGACCCUGGUGGAGCAUCUUCUCUCAGAGAAUGAAGACAUGUCACUGCUCAUCUCCAGAUUUCAAGAGUUUUUGGAGAUGGACGAUGUACGCUACUACGUCAUGAGUUCAGUGCGAGACAACAUUUACAGAGUCAUGGGCCGAAACAAAAAGGCUGUGAUUCCUGUAUAUCAGAAUAAUGUUUUCACACUCCUCUCAACCAUCAACGUACCCAGCAGCGAAGCAUCAAAAAUGAAAAAUUUCCUUGUCAAACAAGAGUACAAACUUGAAGAAUGGAAAGUAGCCAAACUAAAGGAGCAUAAACGAGCUUUUGAGCAAAUGUGGUUGGUGUUUCUCAAGUUCAAGUUACCUAGCAACAUGUACAAGAAGAUCCUGGUCAUCCUUCAUGAAUCCAUAAUGCCACAGAUGAGUGAUCCCACACUUUUGAUUGACUUCCUGAGCGCUGCCUAUGACAUUGGUGGGGCGAUCAGUUUGUUAUCUCUGAAUGGCUUGUUCAUCCUCAUCCAUAAACAUAAUUUGGAUUACCCAGAUUUUUAUAAGAAGCUGUACAGUCUGCUGGAUCCCUCUAUCUUCCAUGUGAAGUACAGAGCACGUUUCUUCCACCUGGUGAACAUCUUCCUCUCUUCAACACAUCUGCCAGCCUACCUUGUGGCCGCGUUUGUGAAGCGUUUCGCUCGCCUGUCUCUCACAGCGCCACCUACAUCUCUCCUCAUCCUUCUGCCAUUCAUCUGUAAUCUCAUUCGCCGGCACCCCUCAUGUAGAGUCCUCAUCCACAGACCCAGCACUGCAGAAGAGCCUUGUGAUGACCCAUAUGUGAUGGAAGAGGAAGAUCCGGCUCAGUCUCAUGCUCUGGAGAGCAGCCUAUGGGAGAUCAAGACUUUGCAGAAGCAUUACCACCCAGAUGUGGCCAAGGCUGCUAUGAAGAUCAACGAGCCGCUUACUGAACAAGAGGAUGAUAUCAGUGAGCUGCUAGAGCUCUCUACAUUUGAGCUAAUGGAGCGAGAACUCAAAGCUGAAAGGAAGACGAUACCGCUAGAGUUUGAUACAGCCACGGAGCUCCUGAAGAGCUCUAGAGAGGUGCUUGGAGUGCACUUUUCUCUAGAGUAACCACUCUUAUUUGCAAAUAUGAUCUUUCCAAAAUGUAUUCUGUGUUAAAAAAAAGUUGUGCAUCAACUGUGGCAGUCCAUUCCCCAGGCUGAAGAAAUAAACAUUUGCACAAAAUGAG